Molecule: messenger RNA, 12671 nt
Organism: Pocillopora meandrina
Lineage: Eukaryota; Metazoa; Cnidaria; Anthozoa; Scleractinia; Pocilloporidae
Source: the annotation of a GenBank genome assembly
AUGAGGACGAUGCUCCAGCUGUUGAAAGAGGGUUACAAAUUCGUUGAACUAAUCAGACACCGAUUUCCAAGAAAAGUCCAUGCUGUCAGGAUUCCACUUCGUCGUGGAUUUUAUCAGCGAAAAGAAGAUAAAGAAGUUAUGAAUACGUUGAAACGCCUCUGCAAAAAUGGUAAUUCCUCGCGCGUGAAGACCCUGAUUUUACAUGGGCCAGCAGGACACGGUAAAGUGCACUGCGCGGCAAAUCUGAUGGAUCAACUUUACACUAAACCUGUACGCUCGCGAUUCUUUUGGAACCAACCAUGGAAUUUUCGAAACAGACCAACAGUCCUGUGGACAAUCAACGCAACAAAUAAAGAAACGAUGCUCGAAAGUUUCUGUAGCCUUGCCAAAGAAAUCGGUCUGACUAAACAGGCCAAGGCUGCAAAUCAGGAACUAUCACUUUUCAGCAGAACAUCAGAAGGAAGACAAUACCACAUGAAUCUUCAAAAUCAAUGUCAAGAAAAUGCCUACGACAAACCUUUGAAACAAAUUUACGAAGAAGUUAUGAAGACCAUCAGACGGCACGGCUCCUGGGUGCUAUUGAUAGAAGGUGCUAAAGAAGAUAGGUCAAGUCAACAACAAUUUUGGCCGUCGCCAGGUGAUCCAAGCCUUGGAAAUGGUCUGGUGAUCAUGACCACCGAAGAUUCUAAGUUACUGCAAGAGGAAGGUGAUGACUAUCCAUUAGCGAAGGUGUUCAUCGGUAAAAUGACGAAAGAAGAUGCAGUCAAAUUUCUUGCGAAAAAAAGUGGUAUGCCUUUAACUGUUGCUGAACGCUUCGCAAAUCUGGUACAUUUCAUUCCCCAGGAUAUAGCAAAGUGAGUUCCUUUACCUUAAAAGAAACUAAAGCUAAGUGUUCGAUUUGAAUACCUUGAGAGUUUCUUUCUAAUCCUCUUCACAAUCAAUCAUUAACCAAUGAAUCAACCAAUCAGUAAAAAUCAUGAAUGAUCAACUCACGGUAGACGGUAACUCAUCAGAGACCAUCCCUUUAUAAAGCAUUUUAGAGGUUAUAUAUCUGUAAUUUUAAUUGUUCCAAUAACAGGUUUGGAGCUUUUAUGAGGGAAUACCAAGAAGAAACGAAUAGACAACUAAAUUUUGAAAAUUUACCAGUACCACCGAAAGGAGUUUCAUUCCCCGAGUAUUUUACCAUGAUGAUGGAACUAACACGUGAAAAUCAAACGCAGGUAAGCUCAAAAUUUUUAGUUUAUCUUGCCGUACGGAGAGCCAGACUACCAAGUUUCAGAAUUGCGAUGUUAGAGAAUUAUACCUAGAUUAAUGGUUGAACCGGUCUUCCUUCUAUAUGUCAGUUCGGCAGUGUUCUAAUCACUAACAUCUUUGGUUCUCUCGUUUAUCCUUAGCUGUUAAAAUUCUUGGCCUGCUGCUCUAGUGAGAACUACUUGCCCCUAGAAAUUCUAUGUAAAGGUAUUACAGGUCCAUUGGAACAAGCAAAUUUCGAAAAAUUUGUUGAUCUCUCCGUGAGAGAAGAAAUUAAAGUGGUAACCUUACAUCCAAGACACCACACCAUGCUCAGAGAUAUACUCUGUGGGCAAAGCCAAAGUGAUACCGGUUAGUUGCCAGCUAACAUUUAAUAUUAGCUCUGUCAUUUAAUGUAAGCAACUGCUGACAGAAUAUGCAAUGAUGACUUGGAAAUCUAAGUUCCAUUAGUAAUGGCCGUAAAACCCUGAGUCUGUGAUCUAAAGAAAAAACGGAAGUAUAGUAAAUAAAUACCGUUAUGUUUCAGCAAAGUUAACCUAGAGGGCAAUGAAAGCUGCUAAUCUCGCCUGCAUCUCAGAGAAUUAAUAGCCUUUCGCUUUUUUGAGUAAGGGUUCCCUUGGAGUAAACAACUCCUAACUUCAUUGACACUUUGGAACAGAUACGAAAAUAAAGGCAAUCACCGGAUCUUUCUUUAGCCAAAAUACUUCAUAUUUGUGGAAUGAUUAUAAUGGGGCACAACCUUCUCAUAGAGAUUAUUCAUGAUAGAUUUUUAGAUUCUAAUUAUAGAUCAUUCCCUCUAUUUCCCUACAGUGCUUUAUUGUUCUAACGUUCUAAUUGUUCUACUCCUUUUGACGACGACAUUAUACUUUCAAAUCUUAAUCAAGACGCGGUCUCCUUCUUUAUUUUCUCUUGGUGUUUAUAAAUCGUAUUUCCUUUAGUGGGAAAAUUUUAUUCAUUUAUUAUUUCUCCUUCUUUAUUUUCGUAGAAAAGACAUGGACGUACGCAUUGAAAUUUCGCUUCUGGCCAAAAAAACCACGCAACAUAAACACUCCUACUUUGUCGUGUCUCGAUGUCUCUCACGUGAUUAAAUGUCUGAGCGAGGUAUGCAAAGAUGCUUUACAAAACAACACGGAUAUAGACUUCAAAUUGAUGCGCUUCGUUUUACCACAUCUGAAAGAAGCUGUGAAGGUAUGCACUAAAACAGCUGUUCCUGUAAUGACUAACUACUGAUCUGAUCUUGGAAAGAUAAAAAAAAGAAUACAAAAUUCGCUUUUUCCACCCUUUUACACCCUUUUUCCAAAACCUAAGGCUUAAAAGACAAUGAACUCUGGAUAUGUGGUUGCGGUAUUGGCAAAAAUCUUAGUAUUGUCCGAUGAUGAACCUUUUGAAAUAUGGAAACAGUCUGGAGACCAAAAUGUUUGAUGCCAAAUGAUUAAGAAAUGUCAUCAUGGAUUUAAGGCAAGACUUCUUCUCUAAGAAAUAAACUUCUUGUCACCCACCCAGUUCUCAUGGUUUCUAGCGAAUUUUUCAGUACAUUUGGCAUUCUUCAAUCGGAUUUCUAGAAAACUUUGCCAAUCAAAUACUUUACAACUGAUAGAUUUUCUCGCCUCUUAAGAUUUUUCUGAUUCACAUUUCGAAAACCCAUCUUCCUUUUUUUGAACAUUUGCCGGGAAAAUGAAAUGUAAAGAACACCACAAAUGACACAAUAAACCGCGUAUUUCAAGGAAUGUGGCGUGUAACAUUGCAAGGAAAUAAAGGGCAGGAUUUUGCUGUACAAACCUCUUAAUAGUAGUCUCCCACUCGUAAUGAUGUCCUAAUUUUAAAAGUUCAAACAAAAUUGCCAAUACAGCCCCUAGUGAGCCAGCAGUUUAACUAAUUAAUAUCUGAAAAAUUCGAUCGGGACGAUUGUAGAAAAUGCACAGCUAGGACAUCUGUGCUAAACUAACUUUGAAUCGAGUCAGGUGUGGCCUUGCGUGAACAAGGAAAAAUGCAUAUGAGUGGGAGUGAAUGAUGCAUUUAAUGCAUAAAUUACAUUGAAAAAAAAAGUUUUUUCCUUAAAGCUCAAGGACAAGUUGAAACUAGAAGGAGAAUUCGACCCCCUCGUCAUGGCUAAUGGACAUGCCUGUCUUGGGGAAGGUUUGCUCAUCUUUGGAAGGCCUGAAGAAGCAAGGGAGAACCUAAAGAUUGCUCUAGACCUCUUCAAGAACUAUGAAGGCCAGGAGAAUGUGCAACUUGACCUGGCAAAUGUGUGGCACUUCCUGGGAGAAGCUCACAGCAACAGGUAUAAGUUGAAUCCACACAUUUUACGCGCAACUAGAUAAUGCAUAGUUUUCAACAUCGACAUCACAAAUUUAACAUGCUCGUUGUUUUGCUUUCAUGUUAAAUUUUAAGAAUCCAGUUUACUUCAUUUUGAUACGAAAAUAGAGGCAAUUGACGCAUCUUAAAGAUAGAGAAAGCUUAAAAAUAGCAUCAAUUCAUGCCUGACCGUAAUUCAAUGUUUUUUGACCAAUUUUGUUGCUGGUUAUUUUUUGUUUUAUUCAAUGCUGAACAUGUCAAUAUGAAGAAAAAACUCGACCCUAAUACACAAAAUAAUAUUUUUAACGAUUGCACUUCUUUACGUUAAUAAACCUUAGCCUCAAGGGCCAGAAGAGGUCGCUGUUAUAAUAUCUCUACGAAGAAUAACAAUUCGGAUUACCUUUGUUAAAGAAAACGAAAGCAUAAUAUUAGCCAUUGAAAUCUGGGGAGAUACUUGUGAAGGAUACCGAUGCUAUAUACCAACACAUAACAGAAGCUCUUUCCCUUUCUAGGGAAGUUUCUUUUUUUCUUUUUUUUUUUCUAAUUUUUUUUUAAAUCCAAUAUUUCCAAUUUUAAGGCAGGAAAAGUGCGAUGACAUUACCGGAAUAAAUCGCAGUGUAGGGUCCGUAAAUCUGCUGAGGAUCGCGAUAUACACAGGAAGAGAAGAGAGACAAUCAGUUGAAGCUUAGGCAGUAAGGAUACGUUAUAGCAAGUAUAGAAUUUUAGUUGCAUUUCAACUGAGGAUUCGAAUUAAAGGUACAGAUUCUUGAAAUGUCAGAAGUCUCAUGGGUUAAUUUAUGAAUUUAUAGUCACCUCGCGAGCCCGUGGGAAGGAGAAAUGUAUUUAGAAAUAGCCUUGCAAGAGAAAUGGCGGUUCUACAAAGGAGAGGAUCACCCACAGAUUGCUUUGACUCUACGAAGUCUUGGAAAUGUGUUGAACGAACUGGGAAUACAUACUAAAGCUAUGUAAGUAUCGAAGAAAGUUAAUUAUAGCCCAGAGAUAACCUUCGGUAAGUUAUUUUCAAAAUUCAUUUUCAAAAGAUCCCGCAGCUCUUUAAUUUUGAGAAAAUGAUGAGAAAUUUGAAAAAGAAGUCAGAAAAGUCGAGGUGUUGCGCUCCAUAGAAUGUCCUAGACAAAGUAACACUUACGUUAAAAUUACCUAAGUUAACGUCAACCGUUGCACAAAGUUUAAUCGGACAUCCGGAUCCACAAUCUUUACGCGUUCACAAUGAAAUGAUCAUGACGAAACAUUCCGAUCCACUUUUAUCCAAAACUUCAACGACAACAAAUGACAACGGCAACAAAAUGUAAGCAAUGUUUAAAAUCAGAUAAAUGUUCUUGUUACCUAAAUCUUUUUUUCUCUUCGAAGCCGUAAAAAGCCAGUUUGAUGAUUCCCUUCUGACAUUGCAGCUCUGGACACAUCACUCACAAAAAACUAAAAUUCCUUGAACAGAAAUCAGCGAAACUCACUCUUGAUAGCGACCGCCCUGUUCAUCAACCCCAAGUUAGCUUUAAUGAAACCUUCAUCAGUUCUUGAGAAAAUCUAUUCUCCUUCCUGUUUAAAUAUUGUGUGGGUAGAAUGUAUAGCUUGUGAUGAGAAGCAGGGCACUAAGAAAACCACUGGCUGAUUAAUAACUACAAUUAACAUUUUCCCAUUUUUUUACUUUUAAAAGCCAGAAAGAUACUUUAGACUUUGGAGGGUUCAGACAGGAAGCGAAAUAUUGCUUCUGCUUAAUUUAUUAAAAAAAUUAUAUUCGCAGCAAACUCGAUAUAUUCUCACAAGAGUUUACGAACGGCUUUGGCUUGCCUUAUAGUUUGAGGCCUCGAGCGAAGCAAACUGGAGGGAGAUCUGUGAGGGGUUUGACAUCGAUGAUUAGAUUAAGUUUAGAUUAACAUGCGAGGGUUACUCUUUCUCAUGUAUCAAAAAAGUUCUCUUUUGUCUCAGUAACUUCAUCCAAAGAGCCCUGAAGAUUUAUGUCGAUAAAGAAAACUUCAAACAGGAAUAUGGUUACACCCUGAGUGCAUUGGGAUCUUCGUACCGCUACCUUGGUCUGUAUGGUAAAGCAGAGGAGAACUUAAAAAAGGCUCUCAAAAUCUUUGAAUCCGUGGAAUCACCAAGCGAACUAAGGGUAAUGUAAUACUUAGAGAUCACAGCGAUAAUUUUACAUUUACGUUCUAGUUGUUUUCAGCCUUGUCACAAUUUUCCUUCCCGAACAUUAUUACUUAUAAGGCUCCAGUCUAACAGUUAAUUUGAGAGUGCGGUAUUGGACCUUGUUGAUCCAUAUGUCUGCAGAUAGCAUUCAUAAUAUCAUGCGGGAGCUAUGCUCCGGAUCUUAUAACAUUUAUGAACCAGUGGAGCAGAUGAAUUCUGUCUGGAAACUCUUGCAAAUACUCGGUGUUUCAUUUCAUUCUUGAAGCCCACAGGUCACUCCGGAUGUCUUAUUAGACGCUAUGACUUUUUGUCCAACAGGGAUACAAAAUUAGAUUUACCUCAAAUACUACAUUUUUACACCAGAUAAUUAUGUCUUCAAGCUUCACGUUUUAGGAGACUAAACGGAUCUCGAGUUACAGACGUAUGAUGAAUUGCAAGUCCAACAUAACUUGUUGUGAAUGGGGAUUAUUCCCUUUCAUGACACGAGCUAUGUUAUCUGAGAAGCUAGAUAGUUGUCUGCACUCGCCCUCCAUAAUAAUACUGAUUUUUCCGAUAUAUAAACUUUCUGGCAAUGUGAUAAAAAAGCGCCACAAUGCUCACAGUUUGAUUCUGAUGUUAUGGUGGUAAGCCUUCAAUGUUCCAGGUUAAAUGGCUGCUUGCCAUCGUUGUUCUUGUAUUUGUUAUGAAAUUCCUUCAUACUGUCAUCCAGGGCCCCUUUAUUUCCAGCAAAGUAAGCUGUAGUUGCAUUUUGGAAGAGUGACAAUUGUUUACAUUUUGUAGAGGAAGUAGAUUAAAGAAUCAGCAAAACUGAUCCAACUUUCUACGCGGGCGCAUUGCACGUAAUAAGCGUUUAAGGUGUCUACACGAAAAGUCUCAGAAUAGAGCAUUUGUCACAACAAUUGUUUGCUCACAUCAAUGAAACAUAACGAAAAUAUCUUCUAAAUAACUAUGUCACUGACCUAAGACCCCCCCGCCCAAGCAAGACUAACAUUCUAUCUUAGAUAUAGCCAUAUCAGUUUUAAAAAGCUAAAACAAGAUAUCAUAUAGAAUGUCUUUCUUUAGGAUUUUCCAUAUUCUAAAUGGCCAAAAUUUCAAUUAAAGUUACGUCUGUUGAUUAUUGGAAAUUUCUGUAAAAAAUACCGUAAUCAGAUGGAAAUAAGUGGCAUCAUCAAGGAAAUUCAGAUUUUGAAAGUGUUUCGACUGAAACCCCGCACAAAUGCUUCGGUGCUCUUGUUUUCAAAAGGGAGUUCUAUAAUUUUUUCAUGUCAGCUUGAGUAAAGGCUAUCGCGGAGGUGUAAAAAUAAACAUCUCGCCGCUAUAACUGUAAGUGUGUCACAAGAGACAUAAAUUGCAAAAAUACCUUGUUUUCUUCAAAAAAUCAGAGUUUGAUCACUAAAUCACCCCGAAGUCCAUCAAAUUUGUCUUUUUGGACGUCAUACUUCUACUUUGCCCCUUCAGCUUUCACAGCUGUCGCUGCUGUUCUUGGUCCAACUUGGAUGGAUUGUAGGUCUGUUCUGUAAGCAUCAUAUUCCAUUCUGGCAGAUUCAUAAGCUUUCACCAUCACGAUGGAAUCCUCUGUGGUCUUCUGCACCAGAUUCGUCAAGUUAGAUGUAAAAAGCUUAAGUGCCCCAAGAAGAACUUCUCCAUUUUUAACCAGUAAUCUCUGGUACUCAGCAUUGUAGUUAAAGUCAUCCUGAAGUUCAGGAAGUUUUACCUCUAAAUCUGCAAAGGCAUCGGCAAAGACUUCGUUGACUUUGAACCAUAUUCUGAAAAUGGUUCGUCAUCUGUUUUGCCAGUUUUAGAACAUUAAUAUACUUUACUUGGGUUUCUUUUAACAGAAGAAUUUGUCCUUCAAGUUCUUUGUCCACAGUCUAUGUGCCUUUACCAAAACUUUCAGAAAAAUACUGCCUGGCAAAUUUUUAGGUUGAAAUACUCCAUUUCUUUAACUGAUCUAUUUUCUGAGACGCAUUUGCUCGAAUUAGAGCUUGGGAAAUGGGAUGACUACUUAAAGUCGUAUCUUCAAAUGACUGCCAAAGCGUGUUGUGGAGAGUCCUGUUGAGAUUUGGUCAGCAACAAGCGUUAAAGAUUUAUGCAAAAAGUUAGUGCUUUAAGGCUUUAGGUAGAGCCAACUAUAAAAUAUUUGUUGCGCCAAAAUAUCUGAGGAGAUACACUACCUCUUUGACUCUUUUAAACAAGCUCUUCUUGAGAGGUCUUAGAAACACAGUGAACCGUGGCGUUUUUAGCAGAGGUUAAGCGCUUCCUACUUAGCCAAACUAAUGCCGUUAGAGCAUGCUAACUUGAACCUCUUCAACUAAUAAACCAGUUUCUUCCAAUUUUUAUUAUUAAUGUAAUAUAUGGUAUUUAACCAUCACUUUUUCUGUUAUGGUUAUCCUCCGUUUAUUGUAUUUCAAUUGGUAGAUGUAGAGUUACUCUGUAGGGAUGUUACCAAUAAACUUGUCCUAGACAGGGAAUUGGUUUUGGCCUAUAUAGCUCUGUGAUUUGUUGCGCGCGUACAAAGGAUCUCUAUUUCUUUUCUUCCCAACGAAAUGAGGAAAACUUCACGAAAAAUGGAGUUUGAAGACUUUCAGAGACGAUAAUUACUACUAAGUGAGCGUAUUCCCUAUCUUUACUUCAUGGCCUGUAUGUCGUAAUUGAACACUUCUGGAUCCGCCUCUAAAUAUGUGGUUGAGUGUACCAAAAACCGAUGAAUACGAUUUUGACACAGUAUCUGCCGAUUAAUUUUCUUUAGUUUUCAAAUGUGCAUAUCAACGGAUUCCGAUUAAUUUUCAGUGGUAAACUUGUUUGAAAUAUUGAGCGUUGGAGGAUCCUUUCCGAUAUCAAUAUGAAUAGGGACAAUUAAAUUGAAAAAGAGAAUGGAGAACCUGUUUAUCAACUUUAGAAAAUAAUUCACGAAUAUUCCAUACAAUAUUCGUAAUCCACAAACUGAACUCUAGAUUAUGUUUUCCACGAGGAUUGGGAAGUUCAUUUUUCAUGUUUGUUAAAAUAAAUUUGAAGUGUGCUUAUAGUAAAAAAGUAUUAUCUUAUCUAAUUUUUCUCACCGCAGUUGUUUAGAGGGCAAGAAAUCUGUAUGCAGAAGAAAUCUCGAGAGAACUUGCAAUAUUUUUUGCAAGUAUCUAUCGAAGAAAAUUUUGAAACUCGCAACCUUUGGGUGAUAGCAGAAUAAAAUGGCAUUAAGUAAUAAAAGUAUAACGAGAAGAGUAAAAAAAAUCUUGAGAGUGUUAAGUCAAUGGCCACCUUAAACCACAUAGUUUAUUUUCAUUGGGUUGUUCUAAUUCAGUGUUGUUUAAAACAUAAUCGGUAAGGAUAUGUCUAACUGACUGCAAUUAUCUGGCGUGAACAAACCGAGUGACUAAAUGGUCUCAACCUAAAAACCUUACCUUUCAGAUUGGCGUGACACUCAGCCGUUUGGCCUCUGUGCAAAGAAAUAUGGACAAACUAGAUGAGAGCAUUACUUCCUUGGACAUGGCACAUAAAAAGUUUGGAUACAACAACAUUUACAGUGCAGUUAUUUUAUCAAAGCUUAGCGUGGUGUACCGCUACAAGGGGGAUUUUGAAAGAAGUGUCCAGUUUGCGUUGAAAGCUAAAACAAUUGCAGAUGAACAAUGUGGCACAAAAAGUCAUCCUGGUAUGUUGUUGUUAAUUCUCAUCGUCUUCUCCACAAUGUUAUCGUUUUGUUAUCAAUAAAACGAAGAGGUUGAACUAUUCAUUACAUUAGCUACGCUAAUCCUUGAGAAGUUUUGAACUCAAGAGGAUCUUUUUUCGUUACAGCUAGAGCUACAGCACUGUUAAAUCUCGGACAUGCGCAAAGUGAUGUGGGAGAUGUAGACGAUGCAGUGAGAAGUCUUAGAGAGGCGUUAGAUAUCAACAAGGAAAUCCACGGUAGUAACCAUCGCAUUGUGGCCGCCAACUAUAAUUAUUUAUCGUAUGGCUACCUACAGAUGGGAAUGGUUCCACAAGCCAAGAAAGAGCUACUAAACGCUCUAAAGGUUAUGCACCAUUACUUUCACUUUCACCCAGGUAAUAAGCGACAUUGUUACUUUCAAUUGCAGAAACGGCUCGAAACUUACUCUUGAAUCCUAGAAAUGGAUUGAGUUAAGGGCCCCUUUCAUAUUUUAGGAUGACGAGUGAGAAGACAUUUUUUCUUUUAUAAUGACCUGUGUCACUCCAACAGCUUUUUUGUGUUAACAAUCAUUUAAAAAAUUGACUGGAGAGAGUUUUCCCUUCAACCAGAAUUAUAUUCUACCCAGAUAAGGUGCUAAGCCGAGGACAUGCAAGUCGUUACAAAUGAAAAUCAGGAUCUCCUUACUCGCAAAACACUGCGAUAGCGAGAGAUUCCCCAACGAUUGUAAUAAUUUCGAUCAAUGCAUAUUAGACCCCAAAAUCAAAGAUGACGUAUUAACGCUACGGCUGUUUUCUUUCCUUUUAGAGAGAGCUAAUUCUCUAAAGAGGCUAAGCAAGGUCUGCUUAAUCCUCGGGGAAACCGUCAGAAGCGCAGAUUUAGCAGACCGUGCUCUCCAAAUCUACAAAGAAACGCAUGGAGAUACCAUGGAACAUAGAGAGGUAAGCCAAAAGACACCGCACAGUUGGUGAGUUAGAUUUUUAUGAUACGUAGAAGUACAGUGGCCUGUGAAUUUUCCUUUUGUUUGGAAGGAGCCCUUUUCAGGAAUACUGUAGUUAAAGAGUCAAAAUGUUUGCUCCAGUCUAGGUAUGUUAAAUAGGUAAACUUAUCUUACGAUAUACAUAGUAGGCCUAUCGAACAGUUUGUCGAUUUUUCGUGAAUUUCACCGCCAGUUAUGGGUAAAGGAACCUUUUUCAGCUCUUUUUUCGCUAUUUUUUCGCCACAUAACUUGCUCAGUUUAGCCGUGCUUCUGUUCAGUAAUAGAUCACAGCUGACGUUCAUAAUGUGGUAAGAACGAAACAGUGGCACACAAGGUGAAGCCGAUUGUGUCACUGGCGUUCUCGCCACAUUUUGACGUCUUUCAAUGAACUGUACAGACCCACGGCAAUAUGGAAUCUAUUUGUUUUACGUGAUAGAAAGCAAAAUGUUGAAAAUGGUGAGGUCAUCUAUGUGUCUGUCCUCCUGCAUGUCGAAUCUAGCUUAUCAUAUGAAAGAGAUCGCAUCCAUCUAUUUAAGCCAGCAAAAAUUUUUGUUCAAAGUGACUGGCUGAAGCAGUAUUGCGUAAAAAGAAUGUCGAGACCUUACAGAUUUCCUAUAAUUAAAAGAUCACAAAGACAUUUGGCCGAGGUCGAUCGCGGCAUUAAGAGAACAUAGCAGUAGCAUUAGGAAUUUCUAACCAAGACUUUAAGUUAGGCUUUCAAACCAGUGUAACAAUAGUUGUUAAUAAAUAUCGAUUAAAAAUCAGAAUCAAAACAUGAGCGAGGAUUAAACAUAUUUAAUGCCUUGACACACAAUGGGGGAACCAAGUUCUCCAAGUUCGUGACAUUGAUUCGUUUCCCUAAAAAAAAAUAAAAACUCCUUAUAUUAAGACAAAAAUGAUAGAUAUUCAGAAAUACAGUUCCUCUUAAAGAUAGAGCCUCCGAUUAAAUACCAUGGAAAUAGCCCUAGCAAGGAGAAACAAAAUAAAACGAACACCUGACUUCACCUUUUACCAAAUAUCCUGCAAAGUGGAACUCUAUUGAAGGUAACGAGUACAUACAGACGCAUAGGGGCGACACACCAGAAAAUUUAAUCGGAAAGUUUAAUGAUACUCGUCAUUCCACAAAUUGUUUCCAUGACCGCUUCUUCAUAACAUGGUCCCAAAAGUUUGAUAUUUUUUCAAAUUACCUUCACACCCUUACGUCUACAAGUAAGCGGAUUUUGAAAUUUCAGAUCCGUGCUGUGUUUCGAGACAAAUUUAGGUUGAUCACAGAAUUCGAUUAGGACUUGUAUCGUAACACACGUGUCUAGUUUCUCUCCACUCGUUGGCAAACAGAUUUCAACUCAACAGUAAUGAAGGGAACACCUCGGUAUUUUGUACCCCUUUCCCCAACUAUCAGGGCUUCUACUAGCAAGGACGAAAUUUGUUUCCACAUUUGAUUUCGAUAGAUUAACAGGUAACUAGAUGCCUUUUCUCUUAGUGGGGUAACAACAUAAAGAUGGAAAUUAUCGUUUAAAAAUUAUCAAUUAGUAGGCGGCAAAAAUUCUAGUGCAUUGUUUAUUUCAGGUGCGGAGGGGAGCAGUUCGGGUGGCUUACGCUUGCUCAAAGCUAGGUUUGUUUGACAUGGCUAAAGAAUAUCUCAGAGAAGUAGAACUUGGUUUUCCCAUACGCCAAGAAAUUAGGUCCCACCCCGAAUUUGCCGUACUUCUCCGGAAGAAAACCGAAAUUGCUUUAGAUAGCUACGAAUUCCACUGGCCUUUGAACGAGGUGGACGUCCAAGGAAUACUUUCACAGGCAAACGAGGAUUUACUCCAAACAGAAGAAAUCUUAAGCAACUCAUUUCAAUUUAAACGACAAAUCGCAUCAACAAAGAUGGAAAAAGCGCGGUUAAGCAUACUUAUGGGAAAUUACGGCAAGGCGUAUGACGACAUUCGCUCAGCUCUAAACAAUCUCCCGCGGUAUUGCGAUUAUUUGAAAGCAGAUUUUUCAUUGAUAAUGAGUGAUGCUGAAAGAGGCCUAAAUAUGGUUAAUAGAUCAAAGGUGUCUUUGGAAACAGCUGAAAAUAUUUAUCGAAAUAUUUUUGGCGACGACCAUCCAAUAGUUGCAGUCACUUUGCAAAAGCAGUGUUCUCUACAUUUGGAUUUCGAGCAUAAAAGUAACACUGGCAAGAACGAAGCCCGUAAAUAUUUUGAAGCAAGUCACCAAGCUUGUGAAGUCCUUAAAAGUAACUUGGAGCAGCAGCUUGCCGGUAUCCAAACAGAUUUACUCAGAAACUACAGUUUUGACCAACACCCUAUUCUUAAACGACAGAAGUCGCUUCAUAAAAGGUUAACGCGCAAUCAAGGUGCUUGGUGA